Molecule: messenger RNA, 954 nt
Organism: Rotaria socialis
Lineage: Eukaryota; Metazoa; Rotifera; Eurotatoria; Philodinida; Philodinidae
Source: the annotation of a GenBank genome assembly
AUGGCUUUUGAUUCUGAUGCCGAUUGUCCACCGCUUCUUCUCGAAGAUGAAGACAGAGACGAUGAAGCUAUCUCCAUAGAAAAUCCUAGAUUUUCAAUUUGGAAUACAUUUAAACAUCACAUUCCACGUCUAGUUAUUACUGUUCUUGUCGAUCUUAUAUGUCCUCUUGUUCUCUAUCUCAUUUUGCAAAAACGAAUCAAACCCGUUUAUGCCCUAGCAGCAGCUGGUAUUCCACCAUUUAUUAUGGUAAUAAUUAAAGGAAUCGUAUCUCGAACAUUUGACGCCUUAGGCUUUUUGGUGUUUUUUUGUUUCGUCGCAUCAGCUAUUGCCGCUGUAAUAACCAGUAGCCCUGUUAUUCUAUUAUUAGAAAAAUCUCUUGUUACUGGCGUUGUGUCUAUUAUAUUUGGUAUAACAUUGAUACCGUUUCGUUGUUGUUCUCAUCGGUGUCGAAUGCGACCACUCGCUUAUUAUUUUUAUCAAGAUUUAGUGCCAACGAAACGAAAAGAUAUUGGAUUACCUGAUAGUAUAUUUGAAGAUGAACAACAACAAUUACCUGAUAAUCAAUUUUCUGAGAUGCAAGAAGAAAAUUUAUUAUCAUUACCAGUAUUAAGUCAUAAACAAGAAGUUGCUCAAGUAUACGAAUGGAUCUAUCGACAUUGUUCGUCAUUUCGUCUUUCAUGCUAUUUAAUAACAAGUAUUUGGUCGAUUGGUCUUCUAUUAGAAUUUCUUGCACGAUUAUUUCUUAUUUUAAUUCGUUUAUCAAUUGAAAAAAUAUUCAUUUAUGGACAUAUUAUAUUGAGUGCAAUGACAACUCUAUUAAUUAUAUUAACUAUACUUUGUAUAACACGAGAAAGAAAACAAACAUUAAAAUCAAUUGAAACAUGGAAAAAAGAGUAUUUCAGUACUCAACAGUCAUCAUUUGUCAACGAUUCAAGCAUAAAUAUUGUUACAUAG